CAUGGUUUAAGCUUCAAAUAUGAACUUGAGAAGACUGUAUUAUGAAUAAAAUUGUAAACUUAAUGUGGCAAUACCAAGUACAUUUCCCCGUAAUGAAUUAUUAUAUAAUCUAGGAAAGUCUGCUUAGUUUAUCUGAAUAAUAUUUGAUGCUUUUGCAUCCAUAAUCCUUUUUGCUGCAUUCCUUCUAUGCAUCUCUAAGUGCAGAAGACAUUUUUGAAAUCAGCUGGCCAUUGCAUGGCAGAGCUUAAAUGUGAUUGAUUUUUUUUCCUUCGGUUCCUUGCAACCGUUUCAGUACUGUCUCCUAUGUAUGUCCAAGUCAUCUUUUUUUUUUUUUUUUUUUUUUUCCCUCCUUCUCUCUUCUGUGGAGUCACAAUAUGUGCUCCUUCUUUAGGUAGCGUCAGGUUACUCAACCUUGAGGCUGUCUGUGCCCUUUUUACCUCCAAAUCAACUAAAAAUAGCCAAACUGCUCUGGUUGAAAUUUUCCAAAAUGAAAAUUCAGCCUGACACGUGGACCUAGUACAAAUUUUCAGACUGAAUAAUUCAAGACCUCCAGUGUCUAGCAAAAUAGAUGCAAAUAUUAAAAUACUGAGCAGCUGCUACCUUUGGGGUUUUAAGGAGGGUUUUCUUGAUCUAUGUGUAUUGUAAACUGCACUUCAGGAUACUCUUAAUUUGCUAUGUUAGCAGAUUAGCAAAACUUCACUCAUAUCCACUUUUUAAAUGGCUGCCUUGGUGGAAAAUCUUACAAAUGGGGGAUUAUAAUCUGGAAGUGUGUUUUGAGGGUUUUGUGAAGGUGAAUGAAGGAGAUGUACAUUGCACCUGUAUUUGAUUGUGGAUUUACAGUAAUGGCCUUUGCUUUCCUUCUUUCCCUUUCCCUUCCCAUGUUCAGCCUAAACCUCCUGGAUUUUUGAGGGGGCUUUGCCACUGCCUUCCCCGGUGUGUGAUUAAGGUUGUAGAAGCCCUGUGUCAAAGCCGGUUCCCAAGGCCAGGAGUGAGUUGGGUGUCUCCGGGUGGUGUUUCCAGAGCGGGCUGUCGGGCAGUCAGGCGCUGCCAUUUCGGGAGGAGCUCCAGCGGAGUGCGGCCCUCCCAUUUUGUGUCUUAGGAGCUGGCAGCGCCCAUUUGCAGCCCCGCCGUCGGUGCCCGUGGGGUCCAGCUGCGCCGAGGUCUGCACAGAGCUGCUUCUAGGAGCUCCUUUCCUUGCAGUCUUGAUUCCAAAGGUGAAAUGUCAACAAAAGUGCCAAACAUUAAACUGAAAAUUGAUCCUCGGAAUCUGCAGAUCCAGACGUUUACAGUGGAGAAAUUACUGGAACCCCUGAUAAUUCAGGUUACCACAUUAGUGAACUGUCCACAGAAUCCUUCCAGUAAGAAAAAGGGCCGUUCCAAAAGAGCUCGUGUCUUGCUUGCUUCUGUGGAAGAAGCCACUUGGAAUCUGUUGGACAAGGGAGAAAAAAUUGCUAAGGAAGCAGUUGUGUUUCAAGAGGAACUUCAUGCAGCUCUUGCUGAUGUGCGGAAAGAGAGUGAGGCCUUGCGGGUGUCGGCAGAGGCGUUCACCAGUGACCCCUGCUCGCUGCCCAGGCGGCAGGCUGUUGUCCCCGCCGCGCGCUCGCUGCUGGCCGCCGUCACCAGGCUGCUCGUGCUGGCCGACGUGGUGGACGUGGCGUGUCUGCUGCAGCACCUGGCCGUGUUUCAAAGAACAUUUGAAUCUUUAAGAAAUGUAUCCAGUAAGUCUGACUUACAGAAAACCUACCAAAAGUUUCAGAAAGAUCUGGAAAAGCUUGAUUACUUGGCAUACAAACGUCAGCAGGAUUUGAAAUCUAGCGAUCAGCGAGAUGAAAUUGCUGCAGCACGUGCAUCCCUGAAGGAAAAUUCUGCUUUCCUACAUUCAAUAUGUUCAGCUUGUUUGGAACAUUCAGAUGUUGCAUCCCUUACAGCCAGCAAGGAUUCAAUUUGCAAUGAAAUACAGAAUGCUCUCAAUGUAAUUUCUAAUGCUUCCCAAGGAGUUGGAAAUAAAAUGGAGCAACCUGCAUCUCGCACAGCCACUCUUGGAAGUGCACUUGAUGAGCUUGAGAAUUUAAUAGUCCUGGAUCCUGUGGCAGUGAACGAAGAGAAGGCGAGGCCGUCCCUGGAGCAGCGGCUGGAGGCGAUCAUCAGCGGGGCGGCGCUGCUGGCCGACUCCUCGUGCACGCGGGACUCGCACCGCGAGCGCAUCAUCGCCGAGUGCAGCGCCAUCCGCCAGGCCCUGCAGGACCUGCUGGCCGAGUACCUGCGCUCCACUGACAAGGCAGAGAGGAGCAAUGCCUUGAAUGUUGCCAUAGAUGGGAUGUGCAAGAAGACCAGAGACCUCCGCAGACAGCUCCGGAAAGCCAUUAUAGAUCACAUCUCAGACUCCUUCUUAGACACCACUGUUCCACUGCUAGUGCUCAUUGAAGCUGCUAAGAAUGGAAGAGAGAAAGAAAUAAAGGAAUAUGCUGCUAUAUUUCGGGAACAUACCAGCAGGCUUGUGGAGGUUGCCAAUCUGGCUUGUUCGUUGUCAACAAAUGAGGAUGGAACGAAGAUUGUCCAAGUGGCAGCCGGUCACAUCGAGACGUUGUGCCCACAGGUUAUUAAUGCUGCUUUAGCUCUUGCUGCCAGACCAAAAAGUCAAGUUGUGAAAAACAACAUGGAGAUGUAUAGGAGUACGUGGGAGAAUCACAUCCGUGUUCUUACUGAAGCUGUGGAUGACAUAACGAGUAUUGAUGAUUUCCUUGCUGUCUCAGAGAGCCACAUCCUGGAGGACGUGAACCGCUGCAUCGUGGCGCUGCGGGAGCAGGACGCCGAGGGCCUGGACCGCGCGGCGGGCGCCGUGCGCGGCCGCGCCGCCAGGGUCGCACACGUGGUGGCGGGCGAGAUGGACAGCUUCGAGCCGGGGCCGUACACCGAGGGCGUCAUGGCCCACGUCCAGCACCUCACCGCGGCUGUGAUUCCUGAGUUUAUUAGUCAAGUAAAUAUUGCAUUGGAGAGCUUAAGCAAGAACACAGUGCAUCUGUUUGAUGACAACCAGUUUGUGGACAUUUCCAAGAAGGUAUACGAUACGAUUCAUAGCAUCAGGUGCUCGGUCAUGAUGAUACGGACGGCCGAGGAGCUGCAGGACGUGUCUGACCUGGAGGACGAGCACGACGCGCGCAGCCGCACCAGCGUGCACACCGAGGGGAGGACGGACCGGGCCAAGAUGACUCAACUGCCAGAAGCGGAAAAGGAAAAGAUAGCUGAGCAAGUGGCUGAUUUCAAAAAAGUCAAGAGUAAGCUUGAUGCAGAGAUUGAAAUCUGGGAUGAUACCAGCAAUGACAUAAUUGUUCUGGCCAAGAGGAUGUGUGUGAUUAUGAUGGAGAUGACUGACUUUACAAGGGGGCGAGGCCCGCUGAAGCACACGUCCGAUGUCAUCAACGCCGCCAAAACGAUCUCGGAGUCGGGCUCGCGCAUGGACACGCUGGCGCGGCUCAUCGCCGACCAGUGCCCAGACCAGUCGUGCAAACAGGAUUUACUGGCGUACCUAGAACAGAUCAAGCUAUACUCCCAUCAGCUCAAGAUCUGCAGCCAGGUUAAAGCUGAAAUCCAGAAUCUCGGUGGGGAGCUCGUCAUGUCUGCACUGGACAGUGUUACUUCACUAAUUCAGGCCGCCAAAAAUUUAAUGAAUUCUGUGGUGCAGACAGUGAAGAUGUCCUACAUUGCAUCCACAAAGAUUAUCAAGAUUCAGAGUCCUGCCGGCCCACGACAUCCAGUCGUGAUGUGGAGAAUGAAGGCUCCAGAGAAGAAGCCCCUGAUUAAAAGAGAGAAGCCAGAAGAAAUCUAUGCUGCUGUCAGAAAAGGUUCUGCAAAGAAGAGAAUCCAUCCUGUGCAAGUCAUGAGUGAAUUCAGAGGCAGAGAAAUAGUCUAAUAUUUUGCCACUAUGCCUUCCUAUCUUGAAUUUCCGAAUAUUUUUCAUCUUUCCCCCCACUUAUUCAAUAACUGUGUAUCUCAGUGUUUUGCUCUAAAUCUGUAAGAUACCACUUGCUUAAACUAUUUGAAAAUGCUGUUGGAUUGAUUGGGAGUUCAUGGUUUAAAAUAACACUGAUUCUCCUGCAGUGACAAACUGGUGUCCCUGCACAGCUGGGGAGGAGCCAUCGUGCACUCCCCAGGCAUUGGAGCUCCUCAGCAGGGUGAGGGUGGCCCCUGCUGCAGUGGGUCUGGUUUGUGACACAGGAUUUCAAACCGGUGCUGCUGGGCCACGGCCCCGAUGGGCAUCAGCACCGUGACCAGGCCAGCCGGGCUGCAAACCUGCUCCUCACUGCAGCACCCAGACCUGUCCUUGGCCAAGGCCACGCCUUGGAAAUGUAAGCCUGAAAAUGUUUGGUGGAACACACAAAGUGCUGCAACAAUGUGGAUGUAAUAAUGUAGUAAAAAAAGCACUGACUGCAAGCCAGCAGGGAUGACAGCUCUUUGGAAGGCCUUUGGAAACAUCAACAGAAAUCUCUCUUCUGUGAGCCCCAAUAAAUCUGCUGACUGUUACAUUUGGCAGUUCAGAUAAAUCAGACAUUAACAAUAAAAAACUUUCCUAAUUGCUGCACGAAAGAACAAGUUUGAAAUAAAUCAAAUUCAAGUUUGAAAUAAAUUAUUCUGAGCCCUCUGUGUGAAAAACACAUACCUUGAAUAUUAGGAGUGGAGAGAGUUUUCCAACACAACUGCAGGGGGUUACUUCUGACAGAUGAGUCCUAAAUGCAGGGCUCUGCUGCUGAGUGUUGAAUGGCUGCACUCAAAAGUGUGUAAUGAAGGUAAAUCCUCCUACUCCACACCUCUGCAAUGUAAAACUAGUUUUUUCUAAAUGCUUUUGGAUCUGAAAUUGGCUUGCACUAAUUUUUUUAGAAGGCUCUAACUUGCCUUUUUGCCAUGUCAUGAAUUUUUCCCAGACUGCAUUUGUUAGUCAAGAUGUCUCUGCUUGGCCAUUCAGCAGAUCCUUUGGCAUGGCCUUCUGCAUUUCCUAAGGUGAAAGGGUCCCUCAAAAGCCAGAGUUUCCUGUGGGUCACUGCCUACCCUUAUGGAAUGGCUCCACACACUGGGCUGCUGCUCCAGGUCAUUUAUUACCAUGUUUGCACAGCAGUGCCCGGCCCAGCCCAGUGUGGGCAGCAAGAACACCCUAAACUGUGCCUGUCCUCUUGGGGCUGCUCUCUUUGUAAGCUCAGGACACUAAGCAGGGUGAUUUCUAGGCUGCCGGUUAUGAAACUCUGUGAAAAUAUAGUGCUCAUGGAAUUAGAAAUUCUACAGUUCAUUUUUCCACACCUUCUCUAACAUUUCAAUCCUUAAAUGGCACAAAAGGAAAAGUUUGGAAGAAGGCAACUCCGGUUCCCUCCAGCACGUUUGCAUCAAGAUCUUAGGAAUGUCUCCUGGCUUUGCUGCUCCUCCGAGGGCUCCAGAGGCAUCAGGGGAGCUGACACAGCCUUGUGACCUGCUCUGGGGUGUGCCUGUCCUGAAACCCUCCUGUGUCCAGGUUACACCUUGGAUCCCGGUCCCCUCGACAGAAACAUUUGUAACUAAUGCCUGGUAUCACAUUUAUUAAUAAAGAAGCGUGUACACCCCUGAGGAGCUGCUGUCGGUGUUGUGGGAUUUUCCCAGUGUGUGUGAAGGGCAAGGCCAAGGCCUGCCAGGUGUGCCCACAGCAGCCCAGCCUUCCUUCCAGCAUGCUGCACGUGCCCCAGCAGCUGCUCUACAGGAGAGGUUUGCCAGCAUCAGUAUCACCAAAGCACACUUCACUGCUUCAUUUCAUGCUCCUUCCUGCACUGCCAGUCUCUGCUCUUACCCUGGCCAUGCUCAGUAGCCAGUUUGAUCUCAACACAGCAAUUUGUUGAUUUAGAGGGUUGUGAAAAACCACCCUUUAAAUGAACAAGGAAUUUAAAACCCACUGCGGGUUGUUGAGAAGAGCCAAAAGAACAAUAACUAAAUCUAGACUAAAUUUAUCUUCGGUCAAAUUCAAUCCCAAGUGAAGAAAUUUGUUCCUGGCUAAGGAGGCAGAGAUUAGAAGUGCUGGAGCUGUAAAAAGCCCAGCUCAUUACCCCUCAGCCAGACUGGGAGGCAGGGAACCACCACUUCCCUGCCAGGAGGGAGAAUUCUGAAGGAGGAUGAACUGCUCAGUAAGUUUUAUUCCAAGCAGCUCCUCAUUCAUCCCUCAAUCUCCCCGUUCCCUGCUAAGCCCAGCUCUCAGAGCUUAACUUCUCCCCCAGUUUCUGUGUGCACAUCCUCUCACACUGUGCCUCUGCUGCUCUCAGCCUGGCAGAGCUGCAGCUUUCUCACCUCAGCAGCUGAUGAUUCCAUCAGCCUGCCGUGGCCUCUCCCCAUUACCACAUCAGGAGCAAAGUGUGAUGGAUGAUUGAAGGCAUUUUUACAGGAAAAAUUUUCACUAGAGCACUAAAACGUGAGAGUCCCAUUGCUGGAGCCCAUUAGUUUGAGAGGACAGGUCUGCAGCACUUCUAUGAAUGCCAAAGCUGUUGAAUUUUUAUUUUUUUUAAUAAACAGCUGAUGUACUUUUUCUGCCAACAUAGCCUGGUAGCACUAGGGAAGCUCUAUAGCUGUGUCUCUACUAAGGAACACAACUCAGCAGCCCGACAUCAGCUCCACUUCCUUUCCUCCUGCACAGAUCCUCUGCAGCCCAUGGAGCUGUGCCUGGUUACACACAGCAGGUAAUGUCCCUGGGGGCUGGGAGGAGACACAACAGAACAAAAGCAUCAUCUGAUAUUGUCCAGUAGAGGCAACUUAGCAUAUGAGUAGUUAAAGAAUAGUUAAAGAUCAAGCAGAUGAUGCUACACACUUUUGUUAAAGGGAAGAAGAUGCACUGGCGGUGUUAAUUAGAAAGUAAUGGAUUUUGUGCUGUGCACUGGAAGUGGUGUUGCUGCACUGAAAAUACUACCUUUCAAAUAAAAAUCCACAACUCACUGGAAACUUUCUUGGCAUAAGGAUAAACAAAAUAUAUCCAAAGCAGAAAUGGCAAACAAACCAUGAAAAUACUUUAAAGCCCCUGAUGUCUCUCAUUGACAGGAGGAAUGUGCUGUUAUGGUCCAAGGAACUGGAAGCUGAGGAACUAAUUUUUGGCUCCAGCCAAAAAGCAAUAGUUAAGAUGAAAGCUUGCACUGCAAGAGGUGGAUCUAAGAGUUUUAUGUUUUUACAGGUUAGGAAAUACUCACAUUCUACUUCUUGAUGGUGAAAAUGGCUGUGUUAAAGCAGGCUGGAAACCACAGAGAUGCCCUGUGCAGGACUGAUUCGUGACCCUCAGAUCUUUUAUCAGCCUGGCCAUUUUAGAGCCCUUGGCUUUUCUGCUGCAGUUCUCAGUUACUUUCACAGAAGGCAGCACGAGACUCAGGAGCUGCCAGCACCCCACAGCUCAGGAGCUGGGGGUCAGGCACUGCUCUUCCCAGGGGGUGGAGGGUUAAAGGAGCUGGUGCUCCCUGCUCCAGCAAGCCUCUGUGCCUUGGCUGCUCCAUUCCCAGAGCUCCCUCACUGGAUGGAAACAGGACAAGAAAUUGCUCCCACACUUUGUACCAUGCCCAACCAGCCACCAUGGCUAAGAGAAUGGGGAGAAAACUAACUUUCUUGGUGGGAUUUUAACUUCUCUGGUGAAGGAAGAGUCAUUUAAAGCAAUGAUUUCUCCAGGAAAGCAGAAUCUGCCUAGAGUCAAGGCUUUCCAAAGAUGACAAAACAGCAAAAGGCUGUUUUCUGUUUUCUGCCUUCCACUUCCUCUACAAACCCAGUCCAGUCCUCUCAGACAUCACUGAGGGUUGGAGCUUUGCAGCUUGCUAGGGGUGUGGUCCUUAGAACCUCAAAUGAAAAUAAGUAAAUAAAACAACCAGUGCACCUUGCUGUCAGGAAGAUUUACAUCAGUUUCACCAAGAGAACAUCUGGGUGCAUAUUGCAAGAUUUAUAUUUAGCCCAUCUGCACUUGGGAGCAAGUUGAGGACAGAAAAGAGAGGACUAAAGCUCUGCUGCUUUACCUCUUGGGUACAAAUUCAUGGAAGGGCAAUGUAGGUUAGGUAUGGGGAAGGAAUUCUUCACUGUGAGGGUGGGUUGGGGAGCCCUGGCACAGGGUGCCCAAGGAGGCUGUGUGCCCCUGGAUCCCUGGAAGUGUCCAAGGCCAGGCUGGAUGGGGGCUGGAUGGGAUAGUGGCAAGUGUUGGACAAGAUGGUCUUCAAGGUCCACUCCAGGCCCUCAGCACUCUGUGCUUCUCUAUGGAUUAUGCAGAUGCCACAGACUUCAUACAGAAAUAGUAAACACAAAGAGAGGCAGGCUCCAAGCACACACUGCAAACCAUCUGCCCUUAGUGUGGCUGCCUUAAUGCCUGGCUGAUCUUUGCCCUUGGCUGACAGGAAAAUAACCCUCUCUUAUUUACCUAUUUAUAUAAUUAACCUAUUAUGUCUUCUGUAUCUAUUACAACU
Molecule: messenger RNA, 8429 nt
Organism: Prinia subflava (tawny-flanked prinia)
Lineage: Eukaryota; Metazoa; Chordata; Aves; Passeriformes; Cisticolidae
Gene: CTNNA3
Product: catenin alpha 3
Exons: 18
Coding region: 1220-3910 (896 amino acids)
Biological process (GO): cell-cell adhesion; cell migration
Cellular component (GO): adherens junction; fascia adherens
Molecular function (GO): cadherin binding; beta-catenin binding; actin filament binding
Source: RefSeq, a predicted model, not a curated record